Messenger RNA from Cyprinus carpio (common carp), 2160 nucleotides. It is a transcript of the gene cdk5, whose product is annotated as cyclin-dependent kinase 5. The record is from RefSeq and is a predicted model, not a curated record. The transcript is spliced from 12 exons. Gene Ontology annotation, cellular component: nucleus; cytoplasm. Gene Ontology annotation, biological process: neuron apoptotic process; synaptic vesicle transport; axonogenesis. Gene Ontology annotation, molecular function: ATP binding; cyclin-dependent protein serine/threonine kinase activity. Lineage: Eukaryota; Metazoa; Chordata; Actinopteri; Cypriniformes; Cyprinidae. The coding region runs from base 152 to 1120 and encodes 322 amino acids.
AAUCAGAACAGCAUUGGCACAGCUGUUAAAGGAUGCGAUCGCUGUUGUUCAGAGGAAUGGACCUGUUGCAUUGCUCAUCUCUGUAUAAACUGAUCGAGUAUUCAUUGUAGCACCAUUAUCAGGCUUUUCUUUGAUGCUCAUCGAGCUGUAAAUGUUAAAGCGGUUUUAUACGAGACAUGAAGUGGCUCUUCCUCCAGGGGGCGCAUGGAGACUCAAAAUCGGCUGUUCUCCAUUGAGCUGCAUUCAACUCUCAGGACGAUUUUUAAUUUAUUUGUACAGUACCUAUGGGACCGUUUUCAAGGCUAAAAACAGAGAAACACAUGAGAUUGUGGCCCUCAAACGAGUGAGACUGGACGAUGAUGAUGAGGGGGUUCCAAGUUCAGCAUUGCGAGAAAUUUGCCUCCUGAAAGAACUGAAGCAUAAAAACAUUGUAAGGUUGCAUGACGUCCUUCACAGUGAUAAGAAGCUGACAUUAGUGUUUGAGUAUUGUGAUCAGGAUUUGAAGAAAUACUUUGACAGCUGUAAUGGUGACUUGGAUCCAGAGAUUGUCAAGUCUUUUAUGUACCAGUUAUUGAAGGGUCUUGCCUUCUGCCACAGCCGAAAUGUUCUCCACCGAGACCUCAAACCACAAAAUCUGCUCAUCAACAGAAACGGUGAGCUGAAGUUAGCUGACUUCGGCUUGGCCAGAGCUUUUGGAAUACCUGUACGCUGUUAUUCUGCAGAGGUGGUGACGCUGUGGUACAGGCCUCCAGACGUGCUGUUUGGUGCUAAGCUCUACUCUACCUCUAUUGACAUGUGGUCUGCAGGGUGUAUAUUUGCAGAAUUGGCAAAUGCAGGACGACCGUUAUUUCCUGGUAAUGAUGUGGAUGACCAACUAAAGAGGAUCUUUAGGUUGCUGGGAACACCGACGGAAGAACAGUGGCAGACUAUGAAUAAACUUCCAGAUUAUAAGCCAUACCCAAUGUACCCAGCUACUACAUCACUUGUGAAUGUCGUCCCGAAACUCAGCAGCACUGGCAGAGACCUACUACAGAAUCUUCUGAAAUGCAAUCCAGUUCAGCGAAUCUCAGCAGAGGAAGCCCUGCAGCACCCUUACUUUGCAGAUUUCUGCCCGCCCUAACUGUCAGAUCCCUACAGCAUCAUUUAGGAGCACAGAUGGGCCAGUCUUACCUCGUGAAACACCUUCAACACCUCCAGCGUUCAGUUAUCUUUCAGUUCGAGUUCGGAUCACACUUGCUAUAGCAGGACAGAGGGACCCUGAAACACCCCUCCCUCUAAAUAUUUAUUAUGUUUGAUAAUAUGGAUAUGAUUAUGAUAGUGACAGUCUCUGAUUCAGAAAGUGGUGCUGUUAUCCUACAUAAACAUUUUUAUUUUAUUUGUGUGGUCUUAAAGGAACAGUUCACCCAAAACUUAAACCUCCGCACUUAUAAAAAAGGUGCAUGAAUAUUCUUCAGCCUACAGGUGAAAGGACUUGUGAGGUGAGUAAAUGUUGACCAGAUUUAAACUAUUGUUUAAAAAUUGAAAAUGCUGAUCAUCACUUGUAGUUACCGAAAUGUCAGGUGUCCUGGCCCUGCACGAUUCAUUUAGUUGCCAAAUGUGCUUCAUAGAUCUUUAAUGGUUUACAAAAUGCUGCUGUGAAGACUACUGAAAGCAGCGUUUUCUUCUUUUCUUUUUUUUUUUUUUGUCAAAGAUCAAAUGAGCAGUGCAAUUUAAUAAGGUACAGCGCACAUACUUGAUUUAGCUUAUGUUACAAUAUGUAGUAUAGUAAAAAAGUUACUUUUCCACUUAUGUUUUGUGUUGUAUGUUUCAGUAAGGAUAUGAGGGAAAAUAUAGAGUUAUCAUUGUGUGACUGUCAUUUUGCCAUUUUGUAUGAAUGAGAUUUUAGCAGGAAUUUUGAAACGAUUCUGUUAGUGUUUUCUUUUUAGUACAUUUCAGCAGCUCUUGUAGUAUUGCAAACUAACUUUCAACAGGAUACACCGUUUGGACAGUUUCAAAUGAAUAUGGAUUGUGUUCACUCCUGUACAGGAAAGGAAUCGUUCACCCCAAAAUGAAAAUUUGCUGAUAAUUUACUCACCCUAAGCCCAUUUAAAACAUUUAUUUAUCUGAACAUAUUAAACAUUACAUCACUUGCUCACCAGUGGAUCCUCUGCAGUGAAUGGG